GUCACCGACGUUCAUCAACAAGCAGCCAUGAGCCUCUUCAAGAAACGUGCAAAGGCCCCCACUGUCCGCGUUCGCGAGAUCUCUUCUGAGAUACAGGACGAGGUGCCUCAGGAGAACGGGGCGGAGGAGCAGCAGGAGGGAGACGAGAAGCUUUCAUUGGCAGACCUCAUUGAGCUGCGCAAGUUGCGCAAGCACCAGGAGGGCAUAGAUGCGCAGAAGCUAUCGAGAGGGGACAGGAAAAAGCGCAAACGUACGGCCCCGGAGGAGCAGGGCGGUCUGCGCAAGGGCGCAGUCAUUGAUCCCCUCGAGGAUGAGGAAACAGAAGAGGGCAAGACGGCGAAGGCGCGCCGCGUCGUGCGCAAUAACAACUUCACGCAGCAGACGAACGCGCUCGAUGUCGACAAGCACAUGAUUGCGUACAUCGAGCAGAACCUGAAGGUCCGCAGCCGGCCGCUCGACGACGAGGACGAGAAGAAGCAGGAGCCACUGGACCCGCAGGAGGCGCUGUACCACCUCUCCGACAAGUGGAAUCUGAACAAGCAGACGCACCCAGAAGACGGCAGCGUUACCAAUAGCAUGACCAUGCUUACCGCCAUCCCCGAGGUCGAUCUCGGCAUGGACGCCCGCCUGAAGAACAUCGAGGAGACCGAGAAGGCGAAGCGGCUGAUUGCGGAGGAAAAGCAGGGCCGGAAGCUGACGGACGAGGAAGCGCAUCUUGUGGCCACGCGCUUCUAUAGACCGCACCUUAAGACCAAGUCCGACGCGGACAUCAUGCGUGACGCGAAGCUGGCGGCCAUGGGCAUGCAGCCCAAAGACCAGAGCCAGCGAUGGUCGAAUCACGACCGGCCGCAGAUGGCUACGGACGAGAUUGUCAUGGAGCGCUUUAAGAAGCGCAUGCGCAAGUAGCGUCCUCAUACACGG
Molecule: messenger RNA, 921 nt
Organism: Schizophyllum commune H4-8
Lineage: Eukaryota; Fungi; Basidiomycota; Agaricomycetes; Agaricales; Schizophyllaceae
Exons: 7
Coding region: 28-906 (292 amino acids)
Biological process (GO): mRNA splicing, via spliceosome
Cellular component (GO): spliceosomal complex
Source: RefSeq, a predicted model, not a curated record